AUGCCUUUUCCGGCUCUCUGUGGCACUGAAAGCCUCAAGAUGAAGCAAAUAGUUGCUAAUCAAAAAGUGAAAAUCCCUGAUGGACUCACAGUCCAUGUAAAAUCAAGGCUCGUAACAGUUAAGGGCCCACGGGGUGUGUUAAAACGAAACUUCAAACACUUGGCUGUAGACAUUCGUAUGGUUAACCCACGAUUGUUGAAGGUGGAAAAAUGGUUCGGCUCCAAAAAGGAACUAGCAGCAGUUAGAACUGUUUGCUCUCAUGUCGAAAACAUGAUUAAAGGUGUAACUAAGGGUUUCCAAUACAAAAUGAGAGCUGUAUAUGCUCACUUCCCCAUUAACUGUGUCACCACUGAAGGCAACUCAGUAAUUGAAAUCCGUAACUUCUUGGGUGAGAAAUUCAUCAGAAGGGUGAAGAUGGCCCCUGGUGUUACAGUAGUCAACUCACCAAAACAGAAAGAUGAGCUCAUCAUUGAAGGUAACUCCCUCGAGGAUGUAUCCAGUUCUGCUGCCCUAAUUCAGCAAUCCACCACAGUUAAAAAUAAGGAUAUAAGAAAGUUCUUGGAUGGUUUAUAUGUGUCCGAAAAAACAACUGUUGUACUGGAUGAAAUAUAA
Molecule: messenger RNA, 612 nt
Organism: Leptosia nina
Lineage: Eukaryota; Metazoa; Arthropoda; Insecta; Lepidoptera; Pieridae
Source: the annotation of a GenBank genome assembly